Messenger RNA from Fusarium sp. VM40, 1692 nucleotides. Lineage: Eukaryota; Fungi; Ascomycota; Sordariomycetes; Hypocreales; Nectriaceae. The record is from the annotation of a GenBank genome assembly.
AUGUCCACUAUAGGCCGGGGCCGUCUGGGCUCCACUUCCCCAGACCCAGGCGCGUCAUCACACGACCAACACGCUCUUCUUGACCUCGUAGACGGGGAAGAGUCCGAUACGCGUGGCAGAAGCCAUGCCGAUGGGAAAGGAAGUGCUGCGGCGGAUUUAAUGCGCAGACUUGGAGUCUCACCGGAACGACGUAUCAAAGUCACGCCUGAAGAUGAUGCUCGGGUGCUAAGGCGGAUUGAUAUGGUUGUUCUGCCUCUUAUGCUGGCUGUUUACUUCCUCCAAGGUCUUGAUAAAGCGACAAUUGCAUACGCCUCCAUCUUCGGCCUUAUCGAAGACACAGGCCUCGAGGGCAACCAAUUCUCCUGGCUCAGCUCCAUCGUCUACGUCGCACAGCUCAUUGCGCAAUUCCCUCUAGCCUGGCUUCUCGUGAAGCUUCCCAUUGGCAAAUUCACCAGCUGCAUGGUCACCCUGUGGGGUCUCACGCUGACAUUCAUGGCUGCGGCGCAUACGUUUCGCAGUCUGCUUUUUGCUCGGUUCUGGCUCGGCGCUUUCGAGGCUAGUAUUGCGCCCAGUUUCGUGGCUAUUACCCAGAUGUUUUGGCGGAGGAGGGAGCAGCCUCUUCGUAUGUCGUAUUGGUAUGCGAUGAAUGGUUUUACCGGUGUGUUUGGAAGUUUGGCUACAUGGUGGCUUGCGCAGCUGCCAUUGGGACUCAAGCCAUAUCAGACAAUCUUCGUCGUCUUCGGAAUUAUCACAGUUUGCUUCUCCACGGUUCUAUUCUCCCUCAUGCCCGACUCCCCAGCAGAAGCGAAGUUCCUCAAUAAGCAUGACAAGCUUAUUGCCAUUGAGCGAUUGAGAAUGAACCAAACAGGUGUCAUGUCACGUCAAUGGCGAUGGGAUCAUUUUUGGGAGACGGUUCGAGAUGUGAAGACCUGGCUAUGGUUCGCUCUCAUCUUCAGUAUCUCGGUUCCCUCGGGUGGCGUAGGCUCUUUCGGUCCUCUUCUCAUCAAGUCCUUCGGCUUUGACUCCUUCCAGGCCAUUCUCUUCAACGCACCAUUCGGCAUUGUCCAGACUAUUUCUACCAUUGGAGGGUCCUAUGUUGCGACCAGAUACCACAAGAAAGGGCCUGUGAUUGUAUUCCUGGCUUUAUUCCCCAUUCUAGGCUGCAUGGUCAUGCUAUCGACGCCGCAUACGCCCGAAGGCAGGAAUACAUUAUUGAGCGGGUACUACAUGAUUUCUGUUUUUCCAGGAAUAAUUCCGUUGAUUUACUCAUGGUCAUCCUCCAACACUGCCGGUGACACCAAGAGCAAAUGUAACUCAUCUGCACUUUUCAUCGGCCAAUCCCUCGGAAACAUUGUUGGUCCACUACUAUACAAACCAUCCGAGGCACCCGAAUAUCACCGGGGCCUAUACUGGAACUUGUUACUAUACUGCUCCAUCGUUGGACUUGUUGUCGUGACGAGCAUGUACCUCUCAUAUCUCAACCGCGACCACAGUCGUCGACGCGUGUUAGCAGGGAAGGAUGCCGUUAUUACUGACUAUAGCUUAUAUUCACCUGAAGAAGCGGAUCGGUUGCGCAGGGCGAGAGCGAUAGACGGGCAGCAGGUGGAAAAUGCGAGGGACGGGACGGUUGGGGAUCAUGCGUUUGACGAUUUGACUGAUUUGAUGAACGAUGAGUUUGUCUUUGUCUUCUGA